AGCGCGAAAAAGAAUAAAAUAUCAUAAAAUUUUCUGGGUUUAUGAUUCUGAAACUGAGAAACACUCUUUUAGGGUUUUAAGUUCACCUCUCUGAACUUCGAAGCUCCAUCAAUGGCGAGCCCUAAGUCCAUCGACGCCUCCCUCUGGUGGGACUCUUUCUCUCUCUUACUCACCGAGCUCGAAAAUGCUUCUCUCUCCUCCGACCUCCCUCCCAUUCUGGUAAAGAAAUUAACGGACAAUCACGCUUGGUUCGUGGACACAGUGUCUCGCUUCAAGCCGCCCAAUGAGAAUUCGAGGGAGGCUUUGAAUUCACAGCAAGUGAAAAUUGGGUCUCACCAGUUGAAUAUAAAGCCUGAGUUUAAAGAUAAAGCUUUGAAAGUCAGCUCCUAUUUGUGUCUGGAUGAGGUGCAAUCGUACAUUCUUGUUGAAAGGUCUCUCGAGAACAAAGAUGUAGCUCUUGACUCUAUACUGCACGAGUAUUUCUAUGCGGUGAUUAUUCACUAUUAUGUUGAACGGCAGUGCCUGCUGAAGUGCACCAGGAGUAUUCUCACACAUGCUUUGUCUUUGGAAAGCGUCUCUGGAGAUGGUAAUGCUAUUAAGAAGGAAGCACUAAAGUUGAUUACUGACGGAUUGGAGGCGAAGCUGAUAAAUGUGCUGCAACUUCUUUUCUCCUCCAGUCACCCGGAACAAAUGGAUCUUGACCUUUUCACUUUGUGGGCCGAGGAGACACUAAUUGAAGACAAUUUGGUUUUGGACAUUCUUUUCCUUGCUUAUUAUGAGUCAUUUUGUACUUGUAAUGGUGAAAGGUGGAAAACUUUGUGUUUGCUCUAUAAGGGAACUUUAUCUGGGUCCUAUAACUUUGAAAAUCUGGCAGUAUCAACUGAAGCGCUACGUUCUUCUUAUCAAACCAAAGUCCAGCUGCUUCUCAUCCUUAUAGAAACCCUGGACCUGGAAAGUCUUCUCCAGAUGGUUCACGAUGCAAUCCCUUUCAGGCAGGGCACAUUUGUUUUUACUUUGGCUGAUGUCCAAGAGAUGGAAGCGAUAAUUUCAACAUUCAAUGCUUUUGAAACAAAAGAAGCAGGUCCAUUAAUUCUAGCCUGGGCUGUUUUUCUUUGUCUGAUUUCAUCACUUCCAGGUAGUGAAGAGAGCAAUGUACUAAUGGAAAUUGAUCAUGUUGGUUAUGUUCGUCAAGCGUUCGAGGCUGCAUCUUUGACUUAUUGUGUUGAAAUCCUUCAAAGUGAUGUAUUGAAAGAAUCAGAUGGGCCUGCUGAUGGGUAUCACAGUGUGUUGAGAACUUUUAUAUCUGCAUUUAUUGCAUCUUAUGAGAUCAAUCUUCAGCUGGAAGAUAAGUCUCUGAAGUUAAUACUGGAUAUUCUUUGCAAAAUUUAUCAGGGAGAGGAGUCACUUUGUAUCCAGUUUUGGGAUCGUGAGAGUUUUAUUGAUGGCCCUAUCCGGUGUCUUCUUUGCAACUUAGAGGGUGAAUUUCCUUUCAGGACAGUGGAACUAGUUCGCUUUUUAUCAUCACUUUGUGAAGGAACUUGGCCUGCAGAAUGUGUGUAUAACUUUUUGGAUAAGUCUGUGGGUAUUUCAUCCCUUGUUGAGAUUAAUAAUGGCUCCGUUGGGGAGGACAUGUCUCAAAUUGUUGAGACGCACCUCCCGCUGCAUGUUCCUGGAUUUGAAGGUCUGGUUAUUCCCAGUAAAACUUGUGGACAUGUUUUAAGAUUAGUUAGUGGAAAUGCCGCUCUUGUACGAUGGGAGUAUAAACAAUCUGGGGUGCUAGUAUUGCUCAUGCGCCUGUCCCAGGAGCUGUAUUUUGACAGAAAUGACGAGGCUCUUCUUAUCCUUGACCUAUUUAGGCGGAUGGUUACCUUUAACACAGCGGUAUGUUUUGCUUUGAUGGACAUUGGGAGCUCAUCGCAUUUCCAAUCAACUGACAUGGGUGGACAGAUAGAAAGUAAUAUGCGGUUGGUUGAGAUCAUUUGCACUGUGGUCAGAAAACUAUCUCCUACUUCAGGCGGUGCUGCUCUGAUGUCCGUGGGUAUAAAUAUUUUGGCAAAGAUGUUAAGAUGUUCGCCUUCUCGUGUGUCUGAGCUGGCUUUAAAGGCAAAUAUAUUUGAUUUCAGCAAUGGCCGCAAUGAUCCAUCAAGUGGUUCAUGGUUUCUUUCUGGAAAACUGGCAAAGAUGCUAUUAAUUGACUGUGAGCAGAAUGAUAGUUACUGCUCAUUGACUAUAUCAGUGCUGGACUUUACUCUAGGUCUCAUGGAGACAGGAUUAAAAAAUGAUGCUGUCCAGGAUUUAAUUGUUUUCUCUGUUCAGUAUGUUCUUGUUAACCAUGAAUACUGGAAAUACAAGGUGAAGCAUGAUCGUUGGAGAGUAACAUUGAAGGUGCUUGAAGUGAUGAAAAAAUGUAUUACAUCAAUAUCAUGCUCUGGAAAGUUGGAUGAAGCCAUCCUGGAUAGGUUACUGUCUGAUUCUUCCAUCCAUAGUACUCUCUUUCGGAUUGUUUGUACAACCACCCAAGCGCUGGAGAGACUUUAUUUCAGCCGGCUUGUUGAUCUAACAGAGAUUGAAGGUUUACAGAUGGCUAUAUGUGCUGUUUUAGAUAUUCUUUUCAUCAUGCUUUCUAAAUUUUCUAAGGAUAUAUCUUCCAGUCCUCCAUUUUUUCAUCAAGCAGUUUUCUCAUCAGCAACCAAACCAUUUCCUGUUGUUGCAGCGCUUGUGUCCUUGAUAUCUUACUUUCGCAAUCCUGGAAUACAAGUUGGUGCUGCUAGGGUUUUAUCACUGUUCAUGAUGAUGGCCGAUUUUAUGCAACCAUAUUUGUUUGGUAGCAGCUUCGGUCUGGAUGACAAACAGAUUGGAGAGCUGAGGCAUUCUAUUAGUUACAUACUACUUGAGCAGUCGGAAUUGAAUGAAGAUCUCUUUGUUGCUGCAGUCAAUCUCCUCACUUCUGCUGCAUGUUAUCAGCCUGCUUUUCUUGUUGCUGUAUUACCAACCAAAGCGAAUAAGGAUGUCCAACUGAGUAAUGGUGGCGGUGUGAAGCUGCCAAUAAACGAUUUUGAGUCUGAAAAGGCAAGCGCUGUUCAUGCAGUUUUGCAUCACAUUGAAAGAUCUAAUAAUCUUAUCAACAGCAAUCCCCGAAUACUGCUGAAUGUUCUUAAUUUUCUAAGGGCGCUGUGGCAAGGUGCUGGUCAGUACACUAAUAUUUUGGAAUGCCUGAAAAGCUCUGAAAAUUUCUGGAAAAAAUUGUCCUGUCCUAUUUCGAUAAUUUCUAGUAUGCAAGCUCCUCCACCUGAAAAUGCUGAGACAGAAGUUGAAGAUUUGUCGGUCAGAUACCAGUGCCAAUCUGCCAUAUUGGAAAUAAUAGCGCAUGAUAUGUUCCUGCACAAAAAGCUGUUACAUGCAGAGUCAUUUGUAAAACAGCUGCCUGAAUCACAACAAAAUACAGUAAGAUCAGAAAAAUCAAAAGCUGCAGAUCUUGAAGAUAUUUUAUCAGCCUGGUGUGGAAGCUCUGUUUUGGGCAAUCUGACUAAGUCACUUACCUAUUGUGCGUAUGACCCUGAGUUGUAUUUGCGGGCGAAGGUUGCUGCGAGUGUAAUAACUGCUCGUGUGAUGGUAAACUUAUCAAUUGGUGAUGCAGGAAGUUUGUCUGUGUCAUUACUUGAGAAGUCUAGAAUCCUGUCAAAUAAGCUGAGAAGUCAUCCUGCCUUUUCUGAAUUGUUAGCUCAAUACUCACAGCAUGGUUACAGUGCAGGGAAGGAGCCAAACUAUUUGAUACUUAGUGAUCUCUACUAUCAUCUGCAAGGAGAGCUUGAAGGCCGUGAAAUCAGUGCUGGACCAUUCAAAGAACUCUCUCGGUUCCUGAUUGAAUCAAAUGUUUUUCAGACUUACCAACACAAGGAUGAUGGUGAUCUUUUUGUAACCGGAAGAGAGACAUACUUGUUUGAUCUUAAACGUGUACGUGCUGAUUUGGGGUUAGAUCUUUGGGAUUAUUCAAAAUGGAAGGAGGCAAAGGCAACUGCAGAAACAAUGUUGCAUCAUAUGAAAGCUGCAAACUCAAUGGUGUUGCUAACAAGUUCGAAGCUUUCUGCACUGAAAGCAUUAAAAAGUGUCUUAACUGUUUACGGGGAUAAUUUGCUGGAGACGAAGAGUACAGCGAGACAAAUCCCUGAUCAACUUGUUUUUUCGUGCAUAGAUCACAUAUGCCAGAGCUUCCACGACACAAUAGAAUCAUUUACUCCAGUACCUGGUGCUUCUGAAGACGUCUUUCACUUCCUUGUGGCUCAAGCAGAAUUGCUUCUCUAUUUUAUGAUGUAUGCACAUAAAAACCUGCCUUUGUCUGUUUGCAUUCUUGUACUAAAAACAUCAGGUUCUGGCCUUAAAGCAUUGAGUGAUUUCAGAGCAUUAGUUACGGGGCCAUCAGGUAUGGGGGUUGACACUGCAGUAAGGCUCUUACUUAUGUUGCUUCUCUCGGCAGUGGAGUUCAGUUGUCAUAAGUCGCAUUUGGUUGGGGCAAGAGAUGUAGCUUCUGUCGAAGACGUGGCUAAAAUAUCUAAUGUGAGUCUUAGUCUACUACCAGUUCUCUGUAACUGUAUUGCUACUGCUGAGCAUGGAACCCUCUCCCUAACUACUAUGGACUUGAUACUUAGAAAUUUCUUGACUCCCAGCACUUGGCUCCCAAUUAUACAGAAUCACCUCCAGCUUCAGCUCGUGAUUCUGAAGCUUCAAGAUAAAGAUUCUCUUGAAUCUGUGCCUAUUAUAAUGAAGUUCUUUUUGACUCUUGCCCGUGUUAGGCAGGGUGCAGAAAUGCUUAUUAAUUAUGGCUUUCUCUCGUCUCUGAGAUUCUUGUUCACUGAAUACUUGGAUGGUAUGUCUUCUUCCGUAACUAUUGAUAACAGAAAUUCCAACUCAUCAUCUGAGAAACUGGAAAAGCCUCAGCAAAUUUGGGGACUUGGUUUGGCAGUCAUCACAGCUAUGGUUCAGUCGUUAGGAGACAGUUCUUCUUGUUCUGAUCUUGUGGAGAAUGUAAUACCUUACUUCUUUUCAGAGAAAGCCUAUAUGAUUUCUUACUAUCUUAGUGCUCCGGAUUUCCCAUCUAAUGAUCAGGACAAGACCAGGCCUCGGGCUCAGCAGAGACAAACUUCUCUUUCUGAUCUUAAAGAAACUGAGCACACUCUCAUGCUAAUGUGUAUGUUAGCAAAACAUCGGAAUUCCUGGGUUAAGUGCAUGAAAGAAUUGGAUUCCCAGUUGAGAGAGAAAAGUAUCCAUCUUUUAGCUUUUAUCAGUCGGGGAACUCAACGGCUUGGAGAACCUUCGACUCUUAGUGCCCCUCUCUUAUGUCCUCCUGUCCUUAAAGAGGAUUUUGAUGGCUGCAAGAAACCCUCAUUUAUCAACAGUAAAAGCGGAUGGUUUGCUCUUUCAGCCCUCAGUUGUGUGUCAAAACCAAAAUUCUCCGCCAUCCCUACCACAUCUACCGCGCUGAUUAUGAAAACUCAAGCAUCUGUAAAUGGCAAUCACAUUUCUCAAUCAUACUUCUCCGACUCUAUUGCCCUACAGAUCUACAGAAUAACUUUUCUUCUUCUAAAGUUCCUCAGCUUACAAGCUGAGGGUGCUGCUAGAAGAGCAGAAGAGGUUGGCUUUGUUGAUCUUGACCAUUUUCCUGAGCUUCCAAUGCCUGAGAUCUUACAUGGCUUACAGGACCAAGCAAUUACAAUUGUUAGGGAGCUGUGUGAGGCUAACAGAUCAAACGAGAUUCAAAUCGAAGUCCAGAGUAUCUGUUGCUUACUGCUACAAAUAAUGGAGAUGGCCUUGCACUUGGAACUCUGUGUUCUACAGAUAUAUGGCAUAAGACCUGUAUUAGGGCGUGUGGAGGAUUUUUCAAAGGAAGUUAAACUGUUAAUAAAAGCGACAGAGAGACACGCUUUCCUCAAACCAUCUGUGAAGUCCUUGAAACAGAUGGUAUCGGUCAUAUAUCCAGGACUGUUACAGGCCGAUGAGUUUCUGUGAGAUAAUCUUGUGCAUAUAGGCGAAAACCGAAAACUGUAAGGCUUCGGAAGAUAAUGUAAAAACUUUGUAUCUAUCAGAUGAAUGGCUUCAGAAAUAUUCCACAUUUUGCUUAUAAAAUUGUGGGAUUUCUUUCGGUCUUUGUAUGGUAUUGAAUUCCUUUCGAGAAAGAUGUGUUGUAUGAUUGAUGGACAAUGUUUUGUUAAAUCCGUGGCCAUUUAUCAUUGUCGCGUGCGAAUUUUCUGUCCCUCCAUGUUUGAUGGUAUGAUGGGUUUCUAUCAUUGUUUUUGGUACUAGUGGGACCUAACAUAUAUCUUUACCGUGGCAUUGCAUGUAAUUUUGGAAAAAGUAUUUUCUUGAAGUGUCGCGGUUUCAUUGCC
This is a messenger RNA of Pyrus x bretschneideri (Chinese white pear), 6380 nucleotides long. RefSeq names its product nucleoporin NUP188. Gene Ontology annotation, molecular function: structural constituent of nuclear pore. Gene Ontology annotation, cellular component: nuclear pore inner ring. Bases 112 to 6003 code for a protein of 1963 amino acids. Lineage: Eukaryota; Viridiplantae; Streptophyta; Magnoliopsida; Rosales; Rosaceae. Gene Ontology annotation, biological process: protein import into nucleus; RNA export from nucleus. The record is from RefSeq and is a predicted model, not a curated record. The transcript is spliced from 32 exons.